Messenger RNA from Teleopsis dalmanni, 2998 nucleotides. RefSeq lists its product as uncharacterized. Bases 97 to 2865 code for a protein of 922 amino acids. The record is from RefSeq and is a predicted model, not a curated record. The transcript is spliced from 2 exons. Lineage: Eukaryota; Metazoa; Arthropoda; Insecta; Diptera; Diopsidae.
AAUAAUUUGAUUAUUGAAAAUUUUUUCGUCUUUGUGAACUUUAAUUAUAUUUGGCAAUUAUAAAUUGUUUUUAGUGAUUUUGUGAUCCAUAAAAUAAUGAGCAUUACAGCUACAAUUGAUAAUAAAAUGUCCUGUUCGAUGUGCAAAACAUAUUCCAUUAGUCCUGGAGGAAAACCAAGCGGACAGUUUAUUUGUAAAAGUGGACAUUCCAUAUGUAAUGAUUGCAUUAGAAAAAACAAUGGAAUAUGUUUGUUAUGUGGUGAUAAAAAUUUACGCUUUGUAUCUACGAAUCUGAAGCUCCAGAAUAAUGGACGACCUGUAACAAAUUCUGCUCCUCGUGUAUCUACGUUUAACCCCAUGAUUUCUUUGGAGGGUGAUAUAUGUGCUAGUAACUCAUUAAAGGCAACGAAGCCGAAUACAGUAUCUGCACCAGAAGUAGAGAAAAAUAUAGCACAAGUUUCACUUGAAACAAAUUUAAUUAAUUCUUCCUAUAAUACAGUUCAACCAACAAUUGUGAAGGACAAUAAUGACACAAAACAAAACAUAAAUAAUGUGGUUAUAACACACGGAAAUCAGCAGUUAACCAGUGUAGCUAACAAGUCUACGGAUUAUAUAGAAGAAUCAUCAUCAUCAUUAUUAGACUCAUUACAACGACACUUAACUUAUAUACUCGAUACUGCUAAUAAUAAUACAAAAAAUAUUUUGGAAGAAACUGUAGUUGGUACUAACUCUGUACGGUCACAAAAUGUUAAUCUUCCCAAAAUAAUUACUAAUGGUGCGGAAUAUGUUGCACCUCAUGAGACUUCAACUGCGCCUACAGCACCUCCAAUGGAGCCCUAUUUCAAUAACUCUCUUGAUGGUCAAACGCAAUUUUUUCUACCUGUAAUGAAUCAAAUUUUAUUGAUGCAGCUAUUUAACACAUUGAAUGCUUCUAUGACAGUACCUCAAACAGCAUCUGGAUUUGUGCCCAUGACUCAGAAUCAAGCAAUGAAUUUUGCAUACUUAAGAAAUGAAAAUGUAAUAGAUCCAACAAAUCCUUAUCUAGUAACUAUGAGAGUAAAUGAUAUUUCUAGAAUGAUGUAUGAAGAAUCGUAUAAUAUUUUGUUGAAAAGAAAUCAGAGUUUAACAUUGCAAAAUGCAAUUCUCAAAAUUAAACUUGAGGAAAAAAAUAAAAAAGAACAAACCAAAAAACAUAAAAAUGAUCCUACGAAUAAAGCUCGUAAAGCAAAAGAUACUGAAGAUCUAAACAAGAGCAAGCAAUCACAUUGUAAGAAAUGUGACCAACUUCCCACUCAAAAUAUUGAAAAUAUUGGAAAUUACGAGGAAUGUAAUUUAGAUUUACAAGAAGCUUCUGAGGGUAAAAAUAGUAAUUUGCGACUACUUUUCAUGGGGCAUAAGUUGAAUGAUGAGUCUGACGUGUCUUCCAAAAAUGUGCCAUUCCAUUUAAGACACAACCAAGAGACGGGUUCAACACAGACUUUCUUUGGCAUACCUGAUCAAACGAAUAAAAAUGAAGAAGCGAAAAUCAGUUCGGAAAAUGAAGAGAAAAGUUCGCGGAAACGUGCUGGACACUGCAACUGCUACAGAACUACAUGCACUAAUAUGAAAUACAAAGAAAAGGUAUGUACCAUAAGUGUUUCGACGGAGUCAUAUCCCAGUUUAUCAGAAGAAUCCAAAGUCGUCAUUAGUGAGAAUAGUAUUGUGCUCUUACGGGAGGUGACACAAAGACAGGAAUGUAUUCUAACCGAAACCAAUAAACCAACUAAUAAAAUGGUUGAUGAGUCCAUGAAUGAGCGCAUGGAAAAAAUUUUAAAAACAAUAAAUGAAGAUACUGUUAGAGGAACUACUAUUGCGAAUACCUAUAUGAAAAACGAAAUCCUUUUGAGUGAAAAACCCAUAUAUCAAACCGCGAAGAAAUCUGUGGAAAAUGCAAAAGAAAUUGAAACAUUUCCGCACAAAGAAAAGAAAAAGGAGUUAUAUGAAAAAUAUGAAGAUUUACUUGAUGAAUUAAGUAAGCCAGAUACACUACUCAAAACUGAUAGUUUCAUUCAACAAAGUUGCUGUAACCCAGAGGACAUAGCUGAACUGAUUUCAUUAGCUUUAAGAUCGCGCUACGAUCCAGUAGAGGGACCACCUAUUACUAUCAAAGGAAAUAAAUUAAUUGGAAAUACGCUAAUACCGCCACAAUUGGAAAUUAUCAAAUAUCCUUCAAAGUCACCUGCAGUGCUUGCACGUUUGGCGAAGCAACGUUUUAUGCCAAAAAAUUUGACAUGCUAUGAUUUACGUAUACCGCGUCAUCCACUUUUGUGUCCAGAAUGUAAACAUUAUUUUAAAUGUUUUCUAUCUGAUUUUAUUAUACAUAUGGUAACUGCUCACCAUGAGCUGCCAUUUGAUCGCAUUUCUCCAAGAAUGGUGAAAAAUUUCUUCAUAGAUGUACGUGUCGCUCUGUCUGCUAAACCAAAAUGUCAAAUGAUUUAUCUUGUGCGUGAUAAAAUCGCUGGAAUUGGACACAGUGAAUAUAGUGAUUUAUUGCCUCUUUUAAUUAUGACUGGGGGCCUUCGGUUAAGUGAAAUUAUGCACCUAGAUAAUCUCGAUGCUAAUAGGGAUAUCAAUUUUUUGGUUGUAUGGGGAUGUGGUUUAAUGCCAGGAAAAUAUCCAUUAAAUAUUAUAUUAUCGACCUGGCGUAAUACUGGAAGAUAUCCUAGUACACAUAUCGUUUAUUCAGGACCUGCUAGUUCAAUAAGAGAAGAGAAAACUGCAUUGCAAGUAUUCGAAAGUGGCGAAUGCUUGUAUUUUUCACCAAUACAACAACACGAUUUGUUAAAUAAUAAAUUUAUGAUUAAUUGUCAGUUUUCAAUUUAUUGAAUUGGUUUUUAAGUUAUCAUAAAGAAAAUCUUCAGAAGAAAAAGAUGAAAGAGCAUACUGGAAGAAAGUAAGCGCUUAGUAAAAUGCACUAAUUGAGAACCUCAGAAAUAACGGCAGCGAUGGAAACUCCUAA